AUGGCUUUUUCUCAAGAAACCGGAGGGGCAUGGAGCGUCAUGGAAGAUGUCUUGUUGUGUGAGUGUUGGAUCCAAAUUAGUCAUGAUCCCAUAUCGGGUAAUGAGAUGAAAUUCAGUCAAAUGUGGAAAAAAAUUCUUCACGAAUUUGUUGAAAGAUCGGGUUCCACCCGUACGGAAAGCGCAUUGUCAAGUCGGUGGAAACUUCUCAACAAAGAGUUGGGGAAAUGGAGAGAUGCCCUCACAAAAGCGAUGAAUAACCAUGCAAGCGGGGAAAAUCUAAGCGAUGAGAUUUGUGCAAGCUCAAAUGUUCUAUGGUGCUACUGGACUAGGGAAAAAAAGUUUCACCCAUACCCAAUGUUGGGAGGUGGUGAAGCAUUGUAA
Prunus armeniaca (apricot) is the source of this 381-nucleotide messenger RNA. The record is from the annotation of a GenBank genome assembly. Lineage: Eukaryota; Viridiplantae; Streptophyta; Magnoliopsida; Rosales; Rosaceae.